This is a messenger RNA of Effrenium voratum, 1518 nucleotides long. The record is from the annotation of a GenBank genome assembly. NCBI's taxonomy places the organism in Eukaryota, Dinophyceae, Suessiales, Symbiodiniaceae.
AUGCCCCCUGCCCACUUUGAGCUGGACGCGCGCCCUGAGCAUCCAGCGCCUUCAGAGCAGCACGGGAGCUUGGCGCUCCAGAGCGACGGGUCCUUCGUGUCGCUGCUGGAGGUGAGCCAGGAUGUGCCAGCUCUAAGCUUCGGGGCGCUGUUUGGCGCCUAUGCUAACCUGGCCAAUACCGUUCUAGGAGCGGGGACCCUGGCCGUGCCAGUGGCGCUGAGCAGCGCAGGCCUGGUGUCCUACGAGUUGAUUGUUUGUUGUGUGGUGGCGCUGAACCUUACCACGGUGCAGUGGCUGGUGGAGGUGGCAGACAGCUUGCCCAAGGACAUGCCGAGAAAUUACGAGGGCAUCGCGCGGCACUACUUGGGGCGGUUUGCUGCACACGUGAUUUCCUGCGUUUUCAUCGUGGGUGGCCUCGCUCUGGGCAUUUCCUACAUGCUUUUCGUCAGCAAAUCCUUGGCGCCGGUAGUGGCGGGACUGAUGUCCUCCUCGGGGACUGCCAGCGAGGAGGAGGAGGCGUUUCUAGCGGAGGUCAUCAUGUGGAGCUUGGGGCUGCUAGUGGUGCUGCCCCUAGGUUUGCUCAGAGACAUCUCCAAGCUGAAGUUCACUUCUGGCAUUGCCAUUGUAACCUUGAUCUACGCGGCCAGCUUCAUCAUCUUCCGCAAUGCUGCCAGUCUUGCUGAAGAGCCCAAGGUCGGGGAGGGCUUUGAGCUGGUGAAGCUGCAGAGCAGCUUCUUUGUGAGUUUGGCCAUGACCACCUCCAACUUCUCCUGCCACAUUUCGGCUAUCCCCAUCUACGAGUCUUUGGGGCCCAACAAGAGCCCCAGGCUGAUGCGCCGGGCGGUGCUUGGGUCCUUGGCCACAGCUGCGCUGCUCUACCAGGCGGUCGGGAUCACCAGCUACUUGCGCUUUGGGGAGCUGGGCUCCGAUCAGGGCAACAUCCUGGAGGUGGUGAUGCAGAGCACGAAUCGCCUCAGCUCCCCCCUGGAGUUUGCCUUUGGCUGCCUAGCCAGUGCCGGCGUGGCCUUUAACCUGGUCUUCUCUAUGCCCGUGGUGAUGUGGGCUCUGCGCUCCGCCUGCCUCAGCUACUCCCGCGCUGCAAGGUCUUUGCUCUGUGCUCGCGCCGCGUCUGAAGCUGACACAGCGGAGCCGUCAGCGGCAGAGUGGUCCGUGGCCACGGGGCUGCUGAUGCUUGCGAUCUUGGUGUUGGCCACCAAGGUGCCGGACAUCCGGGUGGUGAUGUCCAUCGGAGGCUCCGUGGGGGGCACCUUCAUCGCCUUUAUGUACCCUGCACUCUUCCGUUUAUACGUGGUUAAGGCGAAGUCGAGAGUUUGUCAAGCUGCGAACUGGCCGGAGCUGGGCGUUGUGGCUCUGAGCGUGGCGUAUGGAGUGCUGAGCCUCAGCAGCGCCUUAGAAGCGGCCUUCCAGCUCGAAGAGCCCGAGCCGCCUGACGCCACGACCAGCACGACGAGCACACCGCCUGAAGCCGCCAAAGCGCUCCUGCGGCUUUUGGGCUGA